AUGCAUCGACUUCUCUACGUGCAUGUAUUCCUCUGCUGCCUCAACAUGGCUCACCCCUUCUGUCCAGCCCAGUGCACCUGUGUCUUCCAUGGACGCGUCGACGGAGCUGGAUCCAGAUCUGUGCUGUGCAACGAUCCGGACAUGUCUGAUAUACCCGUCAACGUCCCCGUGGAUACGGUCAAACUUCGUGUAGAGAAAACGGCCGUACGGCGAAUUCCAACAGAAGCGUUUUACUACCUGGUGGACCUGCGGUACCUUUGGAUUACUUAUAAUUCCAUAACCUCUGUGGAUACUGGAAGUUUCUACAAUCUCAAAGUGCUCCACGAGCUGAGGCUGGAUGGAAAUAUGAUUUCCAUAUUCCCUUGGGAGUCGUUGAAAGAGAUGCCCAAGCUGAGGACGCUGGAUCUACACAACAACAGACUCACUAACGUUCCCACUGAGGCGAUACCAUACCUCCUCAAUAUUACAUACAUGGAUCUAUCCAGCAACAAACUGGCCACGUUACCCUCUGAUCUCAUGGACAUCUGGCCCCCCUUCAACGGAGCACCUGUCUCUACUAAUGCCUCCCAGAAAGUUGUGUUAGGCCUUCAAGACAAUCCCUGGUUCUGUGACUGCAAAAUAUCCAAGCUGAUUGAGCUUUCCAAAAUGGCCGACACACCGGUGGUUUUGAUGGACCUGUUCCUGACCUGCAGUGGACCUGAGAACCUGGCCGGUGUGCUCUUUCAGCGUGCUGAACUUGACAAUUGUGUAAAACCAUCAGUCAUGACUUCGGCAACCAAGAUCACGUCUCCUUUGGGCAGUAAUGUUCUCCUGCGAUGUGAUGCCACAGGGAUGCCAACACCGACUCUCAUCUGGGAAAAGAACGAUGGCUCUCAAGUCAACAACACAGUCCAGGAGUCACCUGGGGACGGCAUCAGAUGGUCCAUCAUGAGCUUGCAUGGAAUAUUGUACAAAGAUGCCGGGAACUACAGUUGCAAAGCAAAGAAUGUUGCUGGUAGUGCAGAGGCAACCAUUUCUGUCUCAAUUGCUGGUACCAUGAGUACCACAAUCCCUCCACUGAGCCCGAGCAUCAUAACUGGACCAACCAGCCAAGGCACGACACCUGCUCCCCCAACAGGCACUCCCAACUCACCCACCAUCGCUCCCACAGCUCCCCCUAGAACAUCAACACUGUCAGCUGUCCCGAAAAGACCGCAAACCAGCCCCAGCACUAGCGUACAGAAAGGCCCGCCUAAACAAGGAAAAAGCCAGCAGGGAGGAAAUGGAAGAAAGCUUGCAGCAGAUGAAAAGAGCAAGAAAAGUGACGCCUCGAAGUCUGUCAAAGACCUUAAGAUUGUAGAAGAAACAGAGGACACUGCGGUUUUGCUUUGGAAAAAGGACGGGUUACCGAAUGAUGCCCCGCUCACAGUGGUAUACUCACCGUAUGGUGAGGAGGACAUCAAAAGGACGCUGGAGACGAAUGCUGGCAGCGGGAAAGUGCUCCUAGAGGGACUUUCUUCUGGAAUGAGGUACUCAGUUUGCCUCGUAGCCAAAGGUAGUGCUGCUGGGAAAGAUCCUUGUGUUGACUUCUACACACUGGACAAUAUGGAGGACGGUGGGCAGAACCAGCUGUUUGUUAUCAUUAGUGGCAUUGCCUGUGCUCUGGUUUUGCCUCUCAUUGCACUGUUGCUCUACAAGAUCAUCGCUCUGUACUGCAAAGGUCACAGCACAAGUGUGGACGAAGAGGAGCUUGAAAAAGAGAGCUAUGUGAAGUUUGAGACAAUUUCAAUGAAACAGAGGACUUUGAACAGCCACCCAACAGAGCUCUGGGCACGCAGACCGACCAACGACUCAGAGCGAAUGCUGCUGUGCUCCAGGUCCAGCAUCGACUCCCAGAUGACCUAUAAGAGCGACAGCUCCCGGUCUGAGUGGCUCUGCUGACCACAGGAUGCCAUGGCCUAUGCCCAAACGCCAUGCGUACACAUCAUAUAAAAUACCCUUUAUAUGCCUUUUAUUAAACUGAUUAACUAUUAACUAUGAAAUCAUUCAGAAAUCUUUAUAAACAUUCAUUUUAGAUUUAUUUUUCCCAUCAUUGGGGCUGAAAAGAAACGGGAUGCUGUUUUGAAUGAUUGCGAUUUCAUUCUGCCUUUUUCAUUAAGUAUUAAUUUAUGAAUAUUUAUAUAAUGAUUAUGAAAAGUGUAGUUGACAUAAAAACAAAACGUUCCC
This is a messenger RNA of Acanthopagrus latus (yellowfin seabream), 2205 nucleotides long. It is a transcript of the gene lrit3a, whose product is annotated as info leucine-rich repeat, immunoglobulin-like and transmembrane domains 3a. The coding region runs from base 1 to 1920 and encodes 639 amino acids. The record is from RefSeq and is a predicted model, not a curated record. Lineage: Eukaryota; Metazoa; Chordata; Actinopteri; Spariformes; Sparidae. The transcript has 4 exons. Gene Ontology annotation, molecular function: protein binding.